Messenger RNA from Eutrema salsugineum, 756 nucleotides. Its product is annotated as putative BTB/POZ domain-containing protein At2g05330. The record is from RefSeq and is a predicted model, not a curated record. NCBI's taxonomy places the organism in Eukaryota, Viridiplantae, Streptophyta, Magnoliopsida, Brassicales, Brassicaceae. Gene Ontology annotation, molecular function: protein binding.
AUGGCAACUCAAAGCAACAAAGAACGUUUCUGGGGUGACUUGCAAAAGCCUAGGAAGAGCAAUGGCAAGUUGACGUACGGCUCAAGGCAGGGGACAGUGAUGAGGGGAUCAAGAUCAGAGGUUCUUAAGAAGAUGUUGGAAUCAGAUGAGGUCAAGACUUUGUCUAACCAGGUGGAGACGGUCAUACUCUCAGAGAUGAAACAAGAAGAGUUAGUAGCUUUUGUUGAGUUUAUGUACAGUGAUGGCUCUUUGCUUUCGGAGAAAGUGAAGCAACACGUUCGAUCACUCUAUCUUGUGGCAGACCAAUACGAGAUUCUGCAUCUACGGGACCUAUGCAGAGAUGAGCUUAUAUCUUCUCUAAAUUCGUUGAAUGCUCUUGAGCUCCUUGAGCUCGCCCAAACCCCUUUUGACAAAGUUCUCAACGACGCAGCCUUCAACUUCAUCAAAAUGAAUUUAAGUACGAUUGUUAGCUCUGAUGAAUUCAAGUUGUUCGUCACCAAUAACCCAAAGCUUGCCGUGGACAUAAUGAAUGCUUCUCUUUCGCGGGUAAGCAUCAAUGAACCAUCCAAGACCAGAAUUGAAAACAGAGUUGUAGUACAGGCCAAUGUCGAUGAGGAGGUGGUACAUGUCAAUGAAAAUUUCAAUGUCGACGAGGAGGUGGUACAUGUCAAUGACAAUGUCAAUGUUGAUGAGGAGGUGGCGGUGAGAAAAUCAACACGACCAAGAAAGCCAAAUAGAAAGUAUUUUGAUUACUGA